This is a messenger RNA of Cataglyphis hispanica, 8332 nucleotides long. It is a transcript of the gene bel, whose product is annotated as ATP-dependent RNA helicase bel. The record is from RefSeq and is a predicted model, not a curated record. Gene Ontology annotation, molecular function: RNA helicase activity; RNA binding; ATP binding. The transcript has 8 exons. Gene Ontology annotation, cellular component: nucleus; P granule. Gene Ontology annotation, biological process: cell differentiation; gamete generation. NCBI's taxonomy places the organism in Eukaryota, Metazoa, Arthropoda, Insecta, Hymenoptera, Formicidae. The coding region runs from base 365 to 2449 and encodes 694 amino acids.
UUUGCUAGCUCGUGUCUCGGCCAUUUUUGUUGCGUCGACAUCAGUGUGCGGCCAGGGGCCUCUCGCGCUAUCCUAGCAUACAGUUUAGCCAUUUAUCUUCGGAAUUUCUCCGCAUCGCGCGUAUCGAGGGACUGAUCCGACACGUGCCAUUUUUCGAUUAACGGAUAAAAGCCGUCGGCCGUCACGAAAUCGUUGGCGAGCGUAAAUCAAGUCCACGAGACAACAAAGACAGAGGUAGAGCGCGUUGGGACGCGUCGGGAACUUUUUCGACUCAAGUGAGGCGUGUGUGUGUGUUAGAGAGGACGAGAAUUAAAAGGGCUUCAAGCGACAGAGCUGCGAAAACUACGCACCGAGGCAGAGUAAUAUGAGUAAUGCAGCCAACCAGAAUGGAUCAGGUCUAGAGCAGCAGUUAGCUGGUCUGGACUUGCAGGGCUCCCGUCAGGGUCGCUACGUUCCACCGCAUCUUCGUCAUAAAACUGCAAGUAAUCCACCUGCGGAUUUAAAUUACUCUUCCAACUCAAGAUCGUUUAGCGACAGAGACAGAGGUGGAGAUCGUGAUCGAGAAAGGGAACGAGAUAGAGGAAGAGGUGGUGCUUAUCGAGACUCGCGAAGUCCUCGCGACGUCGAUUUCGCGAACUUUGGGAGCUUCGGCGGGCGCAACAGGCGCAGUCAAGAAAAUGGAAGGGAUUACAGAUAUUCCAAUUCUGAGCGCGAUCGACCAAUUAGUGGUAAUGAUCGCUGGCAGGAGCCAACUAGAAAUGAUCGCUGGCAAGAGAAUAGAAAUGACAGGAUGGGAAGUGGUAGCGGAAGAUGGGGCGACGAUAGAGGUGGCAGAGGCGGCGGAAGAAACGAGGUCGACUGGACGAUUCCGACUGCCAGAGAUGAACGAUUGGAGAUGGAGCUGUUUGGUACUGGCAAUACUGGGAUUAAUUUUAGCAAAUACGAGGAUAUCCCAGUUGAGGCUACUGGAGAUAACAUACCGUCACACAUCACAUCUUUUGAUGAGGUUAAGCUGACAGAGAUAAUAAAGAAUAGCAUUGCCUUGGCAGGAUAUGACAAGCCUACACCAGUGCAGAAAUACGCGAUACCGAUCAUCAUCGGACGCCGUGACGUGAUGGCCUGCGCUCAAACUGGGUCCGGAAAAACAGCGGCCUUCCUAGUGCCAAUAUUGAAUCAAAUUUACGAGAGCGGGCCGCGACCGCCACCAGCGCAGGCGAAUUCCUCUGGUAGACGUAAACAGUAUCCGUUAGGUCUAGUAUUGGCUCCCACGAGGGAACUCGCUACGCAAAUAUACGACGAGGCGCGGAAAUUCGCGUACCGAUCGCGUAUGCGUCCUGCGGUCGUAUAUGGUGGUUCCAAUAUAGUAGAUCAAAUGCGCGAAUUAGAUCGCGGUUGUCAUUUACUUGUGGCGACGCCGGGACGUUUAGUGGACAUGUUGGGACGCGGUAAAAUCGGCUUACACAAUUGCCGUUAUUUGGUUCUGGAUGAGGCAGAUCGCAUGCUGGACAUGGGUUUUGAGCCGCAAAUAAGACGUAUCGUCCAAGAAGACAACAUGCCGCCGACUGGAGAGAGACAAACUCUCAUGUUCUCUGCUACUUUUCCAAAAGAGAUUCAAAUGUUGGCCAGAGAUUUUCUUAGCAACUACAUUUUCUUGGCGGUUGGUCGGGUGGGUUCGACCUCCGAGAAUAUUACGCAGAAGAUUGUAUGGGUAGAAGAACAUGACAAACGUUCAUACUUGCUCGAUUUGUUACAAGCAAGCAACUUUUCGGAUCCUUCUGCAGAGUCACUUACUUUAGUGUUCGUGGAGACAAAGAAAGGAGCCGAUAUGCUUGAAGAAUAUUUGGCCUCAAUGGGAUAUCCAGUCACUAGUAUUCAUGGUGACAGGACCCAACGCGAACGAGAGGAAGCCUUGCGUCGUUUCCGCGCGGGCAAAGCCCCGAUUCUGGUCGCGACUGCAGUGGCAGCGCGUGGUCUCGAUAUUCCACAUGUUAAACAUGUCAUCAAUUUUGACUUGCCUGGUGACGUUGAGGAAUAUGUUCAUCGUAUCGGUCGUACUGGCCGUAUGGGCAAUUUAGGUCUGGCUACUUCGUUCUUCAAUCACAAAAAUCAUAAUUUGGUACGCGAUUUGGUGUCUCUGCUUAUCGAAGCCAAUCAGGAACUUCCACCCUGGCUGGAUGAUAUGUAUACCGAAGCUAGAUAUUCCGGAAGUGCAACUCGACGUCCCACCAGCACUAAAGGACGUUUCAGCGGCGGUGGUUUUGGUGCAAGAGAUUAUCGUCAACAACCCAGUUCUGGAUCUGGUCGUAGUAACGGACCCUCUAGACCUGGUGGUUAUGGAGGUGGUUAUUCAAGUUACGGAGGUAAUUAUAAUUCAUCGUACAAUAAUUCCACUAACAAUGGCAAUAGUGGCCCUGAUUGGUGGGGAGCAUGGGAGCAUGGGAGCAAGUAGACGAUUAUUUCCAUCUCUAUUUCUACUUCUAUCAUUAUUAUUAUUAUUAUUACUCUACGCGCAAAUUCAAUUAUAUGUAAGGAAAACACACGACAUUAUUACGUCUGACACUACAAGCACGUGUUUUGCGCGCGUUAUACAUAUGCGCAAAGUACAGACAGUUUCAUGUAUAAUACAUAUUCACGUUUUUGCUAACUGCCUGUGCACAUCGAUUUUUCGAUGAAAAAGCAGAAAAAGAAUACUUAUAUUUUAAAUUUCCACUAUAUUACAUUUGUUUAUGCGCAACAUUAUAACAAAUCCUGCGUGCAAUUUAGUAUUCGUACCGGUGGAUUACCGAGGAAUAUUUCGAACGUAAAUGAUCUCACCAUACAAAAAUGCGAGUAUCAUGAAUGGGAUUUGUUCAACAUUAUUAGUUAGAGAUUCAUCUAACAUUUUGUUGCCGUGCGUGCUGAGAAACACACGUAGUAUAUAAUCACUAACGAAUCAAAUCGAUAAAUCGUUAAUGCCUGUUCGAAGGUAAUAACGAUGUAACACAUAGUAGGUGGUGAAACUUAGUAAAAUUUUUUAGAACUCCUGUCGAGACUAUAUGGGGCUCAUUGUAGCUUUAUUAUUUUUUUUCUCCUCUCUCCUUUUCCUAAUAGGGGUGCGGUGGGCGUAUCUUCGGUCUGUAAAUGCUCGACACUUAUUGCAAAACGUUUUAUAAUAAACGCUUUUUAUUGUCUUUGCUAUUAUAAUGGCCAGUAGAAGAGUCACACAGUUUUCUUCGAAUGCAUGACAUAAUUCUUUGGUUAUAUAUAUGCACAUUCAUUAAAUGCCUAGGAUAUGCCGAUUCACCGUCAUCGCCAUAGAUUACAUGACGAUUCCUUAUUAUUUUUUUUUUUUUUUCUUAAUUUACUGUGUAGUUCAGCGACGAAUGGUACUUUGUUGUUUUGCCGUCCCCAGAGAUAGAUAUUGCGUCGGCAAUAUCAUAAGUUUUAAUUGAAUAAGCCACGUGAAUUUUUCGGGGAUCGAGAGUUUCGGUAUCGGCGAAAAAAUGGCAAUACAUAUACACAGGCUACGUCUUAAGAUACUUUUAGAAAUCUUACAUUUUUGUUAUAGUCUGAUAAUGUAUACACACUCUCUAUCGAUUAUAAUUUAGUAAAUUUCAAGACGCUUAUGCAAUUUACAACUAAUAAAGUUAUUUUGAUAACUUUGGCCAUUACAGUGGAACCUCGAUAUGUAUGGCAUUUAUAUAAUCUAACUUAUAAACGCAAGAGAGUUUCUCAAUUUUUCAAUUUUUCAUAACAAAAUAUAAGUUUCAUAUUAUUUAUAUAAAGAAAUAAUUUUGUUUACACAAAAUUUUUUUUUUUUUUUUUUUUUUUGCUAUCUGUUUCAAUUGAAAUGAGCAUUAGAUGACGAAAAAAUUUCUUUAAGAAUUUUUUUUAUUCUUUUUCUCUUAUGAUAUACUAGUUUAUAUUGAAUUAUGAAGAAGAAAAAUCAUAUCGCGUUUUUUUCUUGCGAAAUACGAUAAAUAUAUAAGUUUUUUGAAUGUCAUCACUCAUGUUCGACAAUCUAGAUUAGUAAAAUAAAAAAAUUCCUUUUUUGUUAUCUUGCAUUAAUAAAUGCAUGUACAUAUAACUUACAUGUUCUACAUUUUUAGCAAAAAUGGACCUUAUGACAACUCAAAAUUUAUAGUUAUUUAUUAAUUCACGAAUUAUAUAUAAAAAGAGAAUUUUCAGUGUAUUUACUAAUCAAUAUUAUCAAAUACAAAUAUGCUUUCUGAUAUCAUAAUUCAAUAUAGCUGCAGUAAAGAUACACAGGAUUAAUUAAAAUAUUAAAGAAAAAAUAUGCGAUAUAGAGGUUUCACUGUAUAAAAACGGCUAAAUAUAUAUGUUUUAGUGGAAAGCAGGUAUAUAUAAAUAUUUUAUGUACCUGAACUGUCUUGAGUAGUUCUACAGACAGAACUGCGUUGAUCCUACAUAGAACUGUGCUUUGAACAGCAUUUCUAAAUGUAACGGAGACGUUGCCCUGCGAAAUUGGUACGGCGCUUUAUAAAAAAUCUUAGUCUACACACAUCAAGUGUGAAUGUGCAAGAGUGCUCAUGAAAGAUAAAUUAUAUUGAGACGGGUUAAAAAUACGGUUGCAGUUACAGAGGGAUAUUAAAACCUGCUAUAAGAGCAGAGAGAAAGAGAUGGUAGGCUCAACUUUAUUACAAAAAAAGGAAAGAAAACAAACGAAAGCCCCUUGAAUAUGAAGAUACAUGGGGCGCACUCAUAUUAUUUUCUAGCUGUAUUUAUCAGUAUGAUAACGCGCUAUAUAUAAAUACAUACAACUAAAAUAAUUGAAAAAACGACUGUGAUAUCGAACGAUCUUGUGACAUUCAAUUUCCACGCGAAUUGAUAAAUGUGAACAAUUAACGGAAUAACAAAAUGCAUUAAAUGUAUUACAUUAAUCAGGUAUUGAAUGUCGGGAAGGUACUAGCUCAGUUUGAACUGAGAACGGAAUAUUAAGUCGUUAACAGUAACACACACAAGACAACGUGGCUGUUGUCCGAUCAGGGGAGGGCUGAACGCUAGGCUCUUGCGGUCUCAAGGGACCUUCCUAGGGCAUUGUUUCUGCUUAAAAUAAUGCGCAUUAUAAUGAUAUAUAGAUGAGCUCGAGCGAGAGUCAUUACCGGUUGAUAAUGAUGGUGUUGGUAGGGCUUUAUAGGGUGUCGAUAUCGUUUUAUGCAAAUGUCGGAUUCUUAUCUAUCUGAUCUACCGCGCGAAAGGGGGGAGGGAGAGGGAAAAAAAGUACAAAUUCGAUUUGCGUCACAACCGACAAGAUUUUUAGACACACGUCAUACUUAUAUCUGUUAUAUUACUAGAUUUAAUAGUGCAAUCGCGUGCGUGAAUCGUAUGCCGUGUGACCGUGGACCAAGAUGUGUGAAUGUCUCUUUUUACGAGAGGGAUCGAUAAUUAUUUCAUCUAGAACCAUUCGAGAAUAGCGUUUAACGAGGUAAAAUAUCGUUGGCUUCCGACCGCGGGUGCGAGUGUUCUCAAAUUUUUAAUACGAUUCGUCAUCGAGGCUAUUUGGUCAGCUCUCGGAGGCCCUGCCAAGAACAUUAAAAGAGAAUCCUUCGUGGACAGUGAUACGUCGAUUCGACGACACUUCUCGUGUCAUGCAAAUAUCUGUCUACAACGGCAAUAAUCUUUGUAUGAUUUAUCAAUCGACACAGAUUUUGCCAUACACAUGUAUAUCAUUUAGCAAGAAAAUUUACAUCAGUUCCGAGACUGGUAUUACAUACGCAAGCCUUUGCAUCUCUUUUUUUCUAUUUUAUUUCGUAUUAUUUUAUAAAGUGACAAAAGAAGAGGAAAAGGCAUCAUGGUCGUUGGAUUUUAAUGAAGCGUAUUGCAUACAUGAUACGAACAUCAAGGGAAAAGUAAAUUUACAAAAAUUUAUUUGUAAACAGAUAAAGAUUAUAGAUUGAUAUAGAUCAAAUUUAAUGUUACACGUAUAGACCUGAUAUCAUUUUAUAAUUAAUCCUUGGAUGCAUAAGAAAGAUUUUUACGAUCUUGCACUCUCUCUUUACCUUUUUAUGAUAUUUAUUAUUUUUUCAAUUUAAUAUUUGUUCUUUUUAAAUAAUUUUUAGCGAAACUUCGAGCUCUAGAGCUUAUAUAUUCAAUUCAAACUUAUAUUGAAAUUAUUUUUGCAAAUCUUUAUCAGGUCGUGCAUCCAAGGAUUAAGAUCCAAUUGUACUACUGAUGCAUUAAGCAUUCGUAACGCGUCGUGCGUUACGUGUUUUAAUCAAUCCUAUGCAUUUCGAAACAAUAUACUUUUUCUUUAUAACUAACAUGGUGGACAAAAAGGAUAUAGAAAAGUAUAUAUACUUAUAAUUACAUAUAAGGCUAUUUCCAUAUUAAUGUUUCCUAUUUUAUUUUUUUAUUUUUUUUUUUUUUUCAAAAUGAUAAUGAUGUUAAUUACACAUCAAUAGAAAAACUGUCGCUUUAUAUUUACAUUAUAAAUCUUAGAACGCGUAAUAUCAAACACACUUAGAGAAACUCGUUAUUACGUUCCUGCGAAAUAGUCAAUGUCCACCGUGUAAUAACUAUAACAUAUGUAUAAAUUAAAAAUAUGAUACUAUGAUUUAUAUAGCGUAUUAAUAUACAUUUAGUGGGGGAGAAUAGAGAACGAUGUAAUAAACGAUUACUAUUUAUUGAUCGAUUUAGUAUUUAUUUUCUAUGUUUACACUUUUUGGAAGGUAAACAGUAAAUAUUCUUCUGUACUGUGUACUGUACUUUUCGUGUCAUGUUUGGUCCUCUGAAGUAUAUCGGACGAGCAGCCUUAGAGAAAACACUUUAUACGUAUACAUACAGAGAAUGAUGAUCCAGACGAAAGAUUAAUUUAAAAGAAUAUUUAAAAGAGCAAAGAAAAAGAAGAGAGAAACGAAAAGAGGGGCUAUCAAUACGAUGAACUAAAACGGAAAAAAGAAGAGAAAGAAGUAGCGUUGACUGUGACUGCAAUCAUUACUGAAGGAAGGAAAAAAAUUGCAUGAUCCGCAAGGAACACAUUACACAUUGUAAGCCGUAUUAUGUAAUAAUGCAAUGCGUGCGCGAUUAUACAUUAUAUUAUGCCGCCGGCGAGAGCGGAGAAAUUGUUCACGUGCGAUUAUAGUCUUGUAUUUUUUAUUAUUUUACACACACGCGCGUGUGUGUAUGUCGGAGUGGGCGAUUUCCGAUGACACUCAUCGAAAGGAGGGAUCGGAUGCGUUAAUCUGGAUUUACAACAGGUGUAUAUAAUAAGCUUCAAGCCAUAAAAAAAUUGUCAUCAUUUACAUUCAAACAUUACAGUCAAAUGUAAAGAGAACAAUCAAUUGUUAUUGGUAAUUUUCAUAUGACUUAAGAUGCAUUACAUCUAUUAUAAAUUCGGCCUUAACGCUUCCUUACCCUCUCCGGAGAUAGCGAUAAGAAUGCGAAUCCUAGCGUUAUGGGGCACGCGCGCGCGCGCGUGUUCUUGGUAGAGCGAGGUGGGAUGGCAAAAGAAAUGUCUUCUAACUUGUUCCGAAUGUUUCAAUUUGAGGUCGAGGAUCGUCGUACGUGUGUCGCGGAGAGAGUAAUAUGGAGAAUGUAAGAGAGGAUCACGUGUAAUUCAGCUUCGAUUGGCGUAAUCGGAGCAGUACAUGCGAUAAGAGUAACAUAUUAUGAACGACAUGUAAUGUUGCACGAAUGUGCAAUGUGUACAAUGAAUCUGUGUGCGACGUUCCUCGCGCGUUAGUUGCUUGUAACCGUAAUGAUACUGCUAUACGUUUACUUCACUCGAUGUCGAGCGAGAAAGAGUAUCUUAACGGAACGGUAAAUGUACCAUUCUGUCGGUCUCUUAUUUAGUAAUUUACAUACGCGCUAAAAUCGAGGCGAAGUCGAAUACGCAAACAAAUAUGAACGAAAUGUUCCGAUGAACCAUUGUGUAUGCUCACACACAUACACGUAUGGUUCUAUAUACAUAUAUAUAUAUAUAUAUAUAUAUAUUAUACGCAUUGGAUAAAUUAAUAAAGAAAAAAUGUCCCAAUGAAUGCGCAAAGGAGAGAAAUUGAUCAAAGAAAAAAAUAGAUGAAGAUCAAUGUGUGUCGUACACUUAUCGUUCAUUAGCAAUAAGUUAUUGUGUGCGCCGCAAAGUGCGUGUACACAUACUUCUUGCAUGCGUAGGUACAACGUAUGCUCCGUGAAGAAUGAUGUAGAGUGUCAAUAUUGUUACAAAAUACCUCAUACGAGACGAUCACAUAUUAAUUCGGUGUUCUUUUAUUCGGUGAAUUUCUCAUUUAUUUAUAUAGUAUUAUAUGAAGAGAGAGAAAGAGAGAGAAGAGCGAGUGAGACAGGAGACCUACAAAAAUGAAUAUAAUAAAGAUCACAAAAGAGGAUUAAGUGCAAA